Propithecus coquereli (Coquerel's sifaka) is the source of this 7367-nucleotide messenger RNA. It is a transcript of the gene NBEAL1, whose product is annotated as neurobeachin-like 1. Gene Ontology annotation, molecular function: protein kinase binding. The record is from RefSeq and is a predicted model, not a curated record. Gene Ontology annotation, cellular component: cytosol; membrane. The coding region runs from base 1 to 7146 and encodes 2381 amino acids. Lineage: Eukaryota; Metazoa; Chordata; Mammalia; Primates; Indriidae. The transcript is spliced from 48 exons. Gene Ontology annotation, biological process: intracellular protein localization.
AUGGUUUUCUUCUUUCAGAAAGAUCCAGAUUACCUGAAGCUAUGGUUGGACAAUUUUGUUUCUAGCUAUGAACAAUUCUUAGAUGUUGACUUUGAAAAGCUGCCAACCAGGGUGGAUGAUGUGCCUCCAGGAAUAUCUCUGCUUCCGGAUAAUAUUCUGCAGGUUCUGAGGAUCCAGUUGCUACAGUGUGUUCAGAAAAUGGCAGAUGGGUUAGAAGAACAGCAACAAGCCUUGUCAAUUUUGCUUGUCAAGUUCUUCAUUAUUCUAUGCAGGUAUCUGUUAAAAAGCAAAAAAAAAGAGAAAGAAAUGGCAGAUCAGACAUCUAUUGAAGAAUUUGUGAUUCAUUCAUUGGCAUUUUGUGAAAGUUUAUAUGAUCCAUAUCGGAAUUGGAGACACAGAAUUUCAGGGGGAGUACAUAAAAUUUGGAUCAAGUGGAGACUUGGAGCAGAAGUAAAGGGAAGUGGUAGUCGUGGGAGCCAAUGUUUUCAGGAAAGUGAACAUCUCAAAGAAAGUCUUAAGUGUUGCUUAUUGCAUCUUUUUGGAGCCAUUGUAGCUGGUGGACAGAGGAAUGCUUUGCAAGCAAUUUCUCCAGCCACCAUGGAAGUUCUUAUGCGAGUUUUAGCAGAUUGUGAUUCUUGGGAGGACGGAGAUCCUGAAGAAGUGGGUAGGAAGGUAGAACUAACUCUCAAGUGCCUUACCGAAGUGGUACAUAUCCUUCUCAGUAGCAGCUCUGACCAGCGUCAAGUGGAAACCAGUACUAUUCUGGAGAACUAUUUUAAAUUGCUAAAUUCAGAUCAUUCACCUUUACCUAAUCAAAGAAGGUCCAGACAGUGGGAAAGCCGAUUCAUAGCUCUACAGAUCAAAAUGCUGAAUACCAUCACAGCCAUGUUAGAUUGCACAGACAGGCCUGUUCUUCAGGCCAUUUUUCUGAACAGUAAUUGCUUUGAACAUCUCUUACGACUGCUACAGAACUGCAAGGCAUUUCAGGGACAGUUGGAUUGUUUGGCUGUAUCAACGAUUCAGGCUUUGACAGCAGUAAUGAACAAGUCUCCAGCUGCUAAGGAAGUAUUUAAAGAAAGAAUUGGUUACACACAUAUGUUUGAAGUAUUAAAAUCCCUGGGUCAGCCACCACUGGAACUACUUAAAGAACUUAUGAAUAUGGCUGUAGAGGGUGACCACACUUCAGUUGGGAUUUUGGGCAUUAGUAAUGUCCAGCCUCUCUUGCUUCUUAUCCAGUGGCUUCCAGAACUAGAAUCCCAUGAUCUGCAAAUCUUCAUCUCUGAUUGGCUAAAAAGAAUUUGUUGUCUUAAUAGGCAGAGUCGGACUAUUUGUGUCAAUGCAAACAUGGGAAUUAGAAUCAUUGAAACACUUGACUCCCAUUCUUUCCUCCAUCGAACUUGUGCUGAGAACUUGAUUGCAAUCCAUGGUUCCUUGGGGAGUCAUUCAGUGAGCUCAGAAGAAAUCCGUCGACUACUACGAUUGCUGAGAGUGGAUGAAUCUGAAUAUAUUCACCCUUACAUCACUCCUGUGACUCGAGCAAUCCUGACAAUGGCCCGAAAACUAAGUUUAGAGAGUGCACUGCAGUAUUUUAAUUUGUCACAUAGUAUGGCAGGAAUUUCUGUGCCUCCCAUACAGAAAUGGCCAGGAUCUGCCUUUUCUUUUAAUGCUUGGUUUUGCUUGGAUCAGGAUCAGUUAUUUCUUGGCAUUGCUAACAAAGGAGGAAAAAGAAAACAAUUGUACAGCUUUUUUACAGGAAGUGGCAUGGGUUUUGAAGCUUUUAUUACCCAUUCAGGUAUGUUGGUCGUGGCAGUGUGCACAAAAAGAGAAUAUGCAACAGUUAUGCUUCCUGACCACAGUUUCUGUGAUUCCCUCUGGCACAACAUAACCAUUGUUCACAUGCCUGGAAAAAGGCCCUUUGGUCAGAGCCUUGUCUAUAUCUAUGAUAAUGGACAACAGAAGGUUUCUGCACCUCUCAGAUUUCCUGCCAUGAAUGAACCUUUUACUUCAUGUUGUAUUGGUUCAGCUGGACAAAGAACCACCACUCCUCCACCAUCCCAAAUCCCAGAUCCACCUUUUUCUUCUCCCAUUACCCCUCAUCGGACAUCAUUUGGUGGAAUUCUUUCAUCAGCCUCCUGGGGAGGAACAAUCGAAAAAUCAAAAUUGAUUACCAAAUUGAUAUCAGCUGGAACCCAAGACAGUGAAUGGGGAUGUCCCACAUCUCUGGAGGGUCAGCUAGGGUCUGUUAUCAUCUUCUAUGAAGCACUACAGCCUUCUCAGGUGAAGGCGUUAUAUUUAGCAGGUCCAAAUUGUUUAAGCCCUUGGAAAUAUCAAGAGUCUGAUAUGGCUGACCUGCCUGGUAAUGUCCUUCUUCACUAUACAGCAAAGUCCACAAAGGCAUCAGAGUCAAGACUAGAGAGAAACCUAGUUGCAACAUUUAUCUUGAUUGUGAAACAUUUUAUUCAGAGACAUCCUAUCAACCAGGACAAUCUUAUUCACUCCCAUGGAGUCGCGAUUCUUGGUGCCUUACUUCAGAAGGUGAGCCAGUCUAAGAUUGUGUUGAUGAGUGGUUGUAAAUAUAAUGAGCUAUCUCUAGAUGAUAUUCGAACACUAAGGACUUCUUUGUAUGGACUAAUUAAAUAUUUUCUGUGCAAAGGUGGAACUCACGAAGAGAUACAAAGUAUUAUGGGUUACAUAGCUGCUACUAAUGAAGAAGACCAGCUCUUUGGAAUUUUGGAUAUACUCUUCAGUCUCCUACGUACCAGCCCAACUAGAGGUCAGCUUUUCUUACUGCUGUUUGAACCAGGAAAUGCUGACAUACUUUAUGCCUUGCUUUUAAAUCAGAAGUACUCCGACAGACUAAGAGAAAUCAUUUUUAAGGUGCCAAGCACCUUGAUGGAUGUUAGUGUAUUGAUGGCAGUUCAAUUACUAAUUGAACAGAUUUUACAGAUUUUGCAGUCCCAACCAGAUGCAGCACAUCAAAUAUCACAACAAGUGGGUUGGCAAGACACCUUAGUUAGGCUUUUUUUAAAAGCAAAUUUUGAAAAUGGAAAUACUCUUCAUAAGCACAGUAGGGCUGUUUUAAUGAAAGACAAUAAUAAAAAUAUAUCAACUGAAGAUUUUAAGAGGAACUUCGAUGAAAAGACAGAUGAGGAAAAAACCAACUCUUUUGCCUCAGCUAAUACGUCUUCAGAUCAGUGGAGUUUGGAAGACAAACACUCUUUAGACUCAAACACACUGUUAUUUCAAGAAGAUAGCUCUGUAGGAGAAUUGUCUUUCAAAUCAGAGAAUCAAGAAGAAUUCUGGCAUAGUAACCCUUCACAUCUGAGUUUAGAUCUCAGUGGAAUUGACUCACGUGAAAUGAGUGAUAGUGGAAGUCAAAUGCCAGACAGCCUGCCUAGUACACCAUCACCAAUAGAGUCUAGUAAGUCAUUUUCCGUGCAGUCUGACAAAGAAAGCAGCAUCACAAAUGAUAUGGGCUUUAGUGAUGACUUCUCUUUACUUGAAAGCCAAGAGAGAUGUGAAGAGGAGCUUCUUCAAUUACUGACAAAUAUUUUGAAUCAUGUAAUGUGUAAGGGACUGGAAAAGUCUGAUGAUGAUACUUGGAUUGAACGAGGACAAGUGUUUUCAGCACUAACUAAGCCAGGAAUAUCCAGUGAGCUACUUCGACCAUCAGAUGAAAUAAAACUAACUUUGCUACAGAAGAUGUUAGAAUGGGCAGUGACAGAAAACAGAGAAGCAAAAACUAACCCAGUAACUGCUGAAAACGGCUUCCGACUCAUGCUGAUCAUACAAGACUUUCUGCAAUCCGAGGGACUAGUUAACUCAAAUAUGUGGACUGAAAAGCUUUUAGAGGAUAUGAUGCUGCUCUUUGACUGUCUGUCAGUCUGGUAUUCUGAAAGUCCAGUGUGGAUAAAACUCUCUCAAAUUCAGAUCCAGUUGCUUCUUGGAUUCAUUGCGAGGGGUAACUUGCAGGUCUGUGCAAUGGCAUCCGCUAAGCUAAACACCCUUCUUCAGACAAAAGUGAUUGAAAAUCAGGAUGAAGCAUGUUAUAUUUUAGGAAAGCUGGAACAUGUUCUAAGUCAAUCAAUCAAGCAACAGACUGAAAUCUACUCAUUUCUGAUUCCCCUUGUUCGUACCCUGGUUUCCAAAAUUUAUGAGCUUCUCUUCAUGAAUUUGCACCUGCCUUCGUUACCUUUUGCCAAUGGUAGCUCUUCAUUUUUUGAAGAUUUUCAAGAAUAUUGUAGUUCAAAUGAAUGGCAAGUUUACAUUGAAAAAUAUAUUGUGCCUUAUAUGAAGCAGUAUGAAACUCAUACAUUUUAUGAAGGUCAUGAGAACAUGGCACUUUAUUGGAAGGAUUGUUAUGAAGCCUUAAUGGUGAAUAUGCAUAAACGAGACCGGGAAGGAGGGGAAAGCAAGCUCAAAUUUCAGGAGAUUUUUGUGGAGCCAUUUAAUCGGAAAGCACGCCAAGAGAACCUGAGAUAUAAUAAUAUGCUUAAACAACUUAGCAGCCAACAGUCAGCCACUCUUAGACACUGGAAGGCAGUACAGCUCUAUCUUACAUGCGAAAGGGGACCUUGGGCUGAAAGGAAACAGAACCCAAUUCACUGGAAACUAGCUAAUGUAGAAAAUUAUUCCCGCAUGAGACUUAAACUGGUGCCGAAUUAUAAUUUCAAAACCCAUGAGGAAGCUAGCGCCUUAAGAGAUAAUCUAGGUAUCCAACAUUCACAGCCUUCCAGUGAUUCAUUGCUUUUGGAAGUUGUGAAACAAGUAAAAGUUAAUGAUAUGGAGGAGGAUAAAUUAGACCUUCCUGAGGAGGACAUAACAGCCAGAGUAAAUAUUGAUGAAAAAGAACAAGAUCAAAAAGAAAAAUUGAUAUUGAUGGAAGACUGUGAACUCAUUACAAUAAUUGAUGUUAUUCCUGGAAGAUUAGAAAUCACUACUCAACAUAUUUACUUCUAUGAUGGUAGCAUUGAAAAAGAAGAUGGAGUGGGCUUUGAUUUCAAGUGGCCUCAUUCUCAAGUUCGAGAGAUUCACCUACGGCGUUACAACUUAAGGAGAUCAGCCCUUGAGAUUUUUCAUGUUGACCAAUCCAACUACUUUCUCAAUUUUAAAAAAGAGGUUAGAAACAAAGUAUAUAGCAGACUGUUGUCACUUCAUUCUCCAAAUAGUUAUGGAAGCAGAUCACCACAGGAGUUAUUCAAGGCAUCAGGAUUGACACAGAUUUUAUACACACUAAUUCAGAAGUCACCAUUGAGACAAUUAUGCAUAUAUGAAAAUUUUGAGGAUCCUAUGGGAACUAUUGAUAAGUUUCAUUAUGGUACUCACUAUUCAAAUUCUGCGGGCGUCAUGCACUAUCUCAUCCGUGUAGAACCAUUCACCACCCUCCAUAUCCAGCUUCAGAGUGGAAGGUUUGACUGCGCAGAUAGACAGUUCCAUUCCAUCCCGGCUACCUGGCAAGCUCUUAUGGAUAAUCCAUAUGAUGUGAAAGAACUUAUUCCUGAAUUCUUCUAUUUCCCCGAAUUUUUAGAAAAUCAAAAUGAAUUUAACUUGGGUCAUCUACAAGUUUCCAAAGAAGUAGUAAAUGAUGUCAUUCUCCCGAAAUGGGCUAAGUCAGCUGAAGACUUCAUCUAUAAACAUAGGAAAGCUCUGGAGUCUGAAUAUGUUUCUGCUCAUCUUCAUGAAUGGAUAGAUCUGAUUUUUGGCUAUAAACAGAGGGGGCCAGCUGCAGUGGAGGCACUCAAUGUUUUCUAUUAUUGCAGUUAUGAAGGAGCUGUGGAUCUAGAUGCCUUAACAGAUGAGAAGGAAAGAAAAGCUUUAGAAGGGAUGAUUAAUAAUUUUGGGCAAACACCUUGUCAGCUAUUAAAGGAACCACACCCUCCUAGAUUAUCAGCAGAGGAAGCAGUACAGAAGCAGACCAAAACAGACACUUCAACCCUAAACCUAUUUCAACAUCUUCCUGAACUCAAGUCAUUUUUCAUAGAGGGAAUCAGUGAUGGUAUUCCACUACUAAAGGCCAUUGUCCCCAAAAAUCAGUCUCGUUCUUUUAUGUCUCAAGGCAGCCCUGAGUUACUGAUAACAGUAAGCAUGAAUUAUGUUAUUGGAACUCAUGGAUGGCUCCCUUAUGACAGAAACAUUUCUAAUUACUUUACAUUCAUCAAGGAUCAAACUGUGACAAAUCCAAAAACUCAGCGUAGUAUGAAUGGUCCUUUUGCUCCAGGGCUGGAAGUUACCUCUAAGCUAUUUGUAGUAUCACACGAUGCAAAGUUGCUCUUCAGUGCUGGACAUUGGGAUAAUAGCAUUCAAGUAAUGUCACUUACAAAAGGCAAAAUUAUCUCACACAAUAUCAGACAUAUGGAUAUUGUGACUUGCUUAGCUACAGAUUACUGUGGAAUGCAUUUGAUUUCUGGUUCCAGAGAUACUACAUGUAUGAUAUGGCAAAUAACACAACAGGGAGGUGUUCCUCUGGGCUUAGCCUCUAAACCUUUUCAGAUUCUUUAUGGACACACCAAUGAGGUAUUGAGCGUCGGCAUCAGCACCGAGCUAGACAUAGCAGUGUCAGGAUCAAGGGAUGGAACUGUGAUUAUACAUACCAUUCAGAAAGGUCAGUACAUGAGGACCUUACGACCACCUUGUGAGAGUUCUCUCUUCCUGGCCAUUCCCAAUUUGGCUAUAUCUUGGGAAGGACAUAUUGUCAUCUACUCCAGCAUUGAAGAAAAGACUACCCUCAAGGAUAAGAAUGCAUUGCAUCUGUUUUCUAUAAAUGGCAAGUAUCUAGGGUCUCAAGUCCUGAAGGAACAAAUAUCAGAUAUGUGUAUAAUUGGAGAACACAUUGUCACAGGCAGCUUACAAGGAUUCCUGUCUAUAAGAGAUCUCCACAGUUUGAAUCUCAGCAUCAGCCCAUUAGCCAUGCGAUUGCCUAUCCACUGUGUUUGUGUAACCAAAGAACACAGCCAUAUUCUUGUAGGUUUAGAAGAUGGCAAAUUGAUUGUAGUGGGUGUUGGCAAGCCAGCUGAGAUGCGUUCAGGUCAGCUUUCUCGAAAAUUGUGGGGAUCUAGCAAGCGGCUCAGCCAGAUUUCAGCUGGAGAAACUGAAUAUAAUACUCAAGAUUUCCAAUCCAGAAUAACAAGAAAACAAAAUGAACAUUAACCUAUAUCUAUUAGCACCAUUUAUUCACUGUACUACCUGUUAUUGAAGAUACUUCAUUAGAAUUGGAAACUUCCUGUAUUAGUUCAUCUGGUAAGAUUUCUCAGUCACUGGAUAAUUAAAGCCAGGUUAUUUACAAGCUUAAUUAAGACUGCCCUGCUUUGUAAAGCAGGUCUGUAACACCAUGUCAGACAUCAAAUAAAUGUGUUUAUUUCAUACAAUGA